This is a messenger RNA of Daktulosphaira vitifoliae (grape phylloxera), 1064 nucleotides long. RefSeq lists its product as uncharacterized. Lineage: Eukaryota; Metazoa; Arthropoda; Insecta; Hemiptera; Phylloxeridae. The transcript has 3 exons. The record is from RefSeq and is a predicted model, not a curated record. Bases 107 to 757 code for a protein of 216 amino acids.
UACUAAUACUAAGAACACAGACAUAACAAACGACAUUGACUGCGCGGUUUAUGAUAUUGAUAGUAUCCAACAAACGGUAUUAUUUUACUCGUCAACAAUUAGCAUCAUGUCUCCGUCAAGACGAAGCGAUAACUUCACCAAACAAUUGAACGGUCAAAAGCUUUCGAUAUUGUUAUUCUGGGUUUUGUUUCAAUCAGGAUUUGCCAGCAUAAAUAAGGUAGGACCAGCUGAUGGGCUCCCAUUUGAAUUUGACCGAGUAGGAGGAUCGGUGGUAAAUGCGAAAAACAUACUUACUCAGUCGGUCACUGAUGAUGGCUUCGAAGUGAUUAAAACAAACAAACAGCAGCCGAUAAAAAACUACAACUAUAAAUACUCGGUUAAUUCUGAUGGAACGGGUAACAGUGGCACUGAUAGUUUCGUAAGCAAUAAUAGCGUUCUCAACAAAAACGAAGGAUCGAAUAACUCAAAGACACCAAUAGAUGUUAAUAGUAAUUAUGCUAGCAGCGGAAGUAGUAACUUUAGCCCAUACAAAGGUGCAACUUUUGAAUACAUGCCUCUUAAUUCUAAUUUCGGAGGAACUGGAUCUCUUAAGGAUGCGUUAGAAAACAAUGCACAAAGUAUCAAAAUAAUCAGAAUGAAACCGCUUUAUAAAACAUUUACCUUAGAUAAUAAUAAAGUUGAAGGAUCAUUGGCUAAGCAGAUAAAAAUGAUGGAAGAUGCUUUUCCAUCUUUUAGGUCAUCAUUUUUCAAGUUGUAAGCAAAGAAAAAUAAGAAGUCUUUCAUAAAAAUUAAUAAACAUGUAAAAUGACUCAAACAUAUGUGGUACCAUCAAAUUUACUUAUUAUUUGUAUUUGCUUGAUUAAAUAUUUUAAGACAUUACAAAUGUAUUUUAUAAAAUAUAUACAAAUCAAAAAAUUCUACUAAAAUAAAAUAAGUUCUGUAAUUAAAAGAAUUAAUUUUUUUACGUGCCUAAAAUAUAUUAAUAAAUAUUUUGUUUCAAAAAAAUUAUUAUCUAUUGCUAUUUGUUUGUCAUUAUUUUAAAUACAAUAUACUAAGCUUUUUUU